AACUGCACAAGGAGUAGCAGCUCCGGCGCCCGGCCGCGAAAGCAAUAUCUUAGUGCCCGGUCCCAGUUUCUCUGCCGUGGCUGCAGUACCCAGGCUGUCUCCUACCUCGGGCGGCCUGACUCCUUUACUGGGCCGCCGCUGAUUUUCUCUUCCGCCUUCCUGGAGGUUGCUCUCUUCAGGGCCGACAUGGUGCAUUAGGGAGGGGAUGUGGAGCUACCGUUUGUACUGCCUACACCAGCCGUAAUCAAUCGAGCUGCUGCAGGGGGGAUCUCGGGCAACAGCUGGAACCUAACCUCAGUUUUGCAUCCAAAUGAACGCAGCAGUUCACCCUGCAGAGCGACGGCUUUGUGAAUGCAGCAAGCCUGGCUAAUGACCAUUUAAUCUUGCUCAUGCAGAAUGUCUUACAGGCCACAGACUUUGUAUGUUUGAAGAAUGGCAGAUGGUCUUGGAGACAAGCCAAUGGAGGCAGAUAAUGGGACGAAUACACUUAAACCCCCACAGAUGGGUUUGAAACUAGUACAUCUGGAUUUGAAAGGAGCCCCGCCCAAGGUCUCCUAUCUAGUAGAGAUCUUUCCUCUGCUUUCCCACCUUGGUGCAGAUGGUAUUUUACUGGAGUAUGAAGAUAUGUUUCCAUAUGAGGGGAAGCUGCAGGUGUUAAGGUCUCCACAUGCCUACAGUCCAUCAGAAAUCAGAGAAAUCAUGAAUCUUGCCAGAGUGCUUCAUUUUGAAGUAAUUCCAUUAGUGCAAACCAUUGGCCACAUGGAGUUUGUGCUGAAACAUAAAAUGUUUUCCCAUCUUCGCGAAAUGAAAGAGUUUCCUAACAGUCUCAUUCCUUGUAAGGAGGAGUCCAUGGAACUGGUAAAAUCCAUGAUUGACCAGAUCAUGGCAGUACAUAAAGACUUAAAAUGGCUGCACGUUGGAUCUGAUGAGGUUUAUCAUCUUGGUGAAAGUGAAGAAUCUCAGAAAUUACUUGCACAAACCCAAAAUACUGUAGACAGCCUGUUUCUGUCUCAUGUGAGAGCUGUUGCAAAUUACAUCGUCACUAGCUACCCUAAUGUGAAACCCAUCGUUUGGGAUGACAUGCUCCGGAACAUCAGUGAAGAGAAACUUAAAGAAUCCAUGUUGAGUCAAUUUGUUGAACUGAUGAUUUGGGAAUAUAAUGCCAAUUUUAAGGUAGAUGGCAUGAUGCUUCAAAUUCAAAAAUACCAACGCUCUGGAUUUUCUCAUAUGUGGUUUGCAAGUGCGUUUAAAGGAUCCACUGGUGCAGCUCAGUCGCUAACACCCAUUAGCUAUCACUUAGCCAAUCACCUGCAGUGGCUGAAGGUGGCAGAAGCUCUUUCAAGGGACUUUAUACAGUUACAUGGGAUAGCACUCACUGGUUGGCAGAGAUAUGAUCAUUUCUCCGUUUUAUGUGAGCUACUUCCUGUGGGACUUCCAUCCUUGGCUGUUUGUCUGCAAACUCUGAAAAAUGGUGUGUUCUCUGAAAAGGAAGAGGACUUUGUGAAAAAAUGUCUAGGAUUCAAAACAUUGAGAGUUAACUUCAUAAGCACUGAAGAUGCAGGCAGUUUUCCAGGCAGUGAUAUAUUCAACCGUGUGACUCAAAUAAUCACCUACCUGCAGGAAUCUGUUGAUAAACUCCUUGAAGAAAAUAUAUACAUAAAAGGAUGGUUCAGUAAUUACCACAGAAAGAGGAAAUUUGUUCACCCCAGUAUAAUUCAGCAUUUUGAAGGAGAAGUCAGAAGGGUCCAUGCUCACUGGAAGGCUGGUGUAGGUGAGCUGAGUGCAGCGCUGGAGAAAAUCUAUUAUCCAGAUACUGUGGAGGAGUGGCUAGAAGAACAUGUCCAUCCAACCUUGACAAAGUUGCAACUGUUUGUGAAAGACAUGGAUGAAACUUUGGCAUCAGAGCAUUUGAAAUAAAAAGUGUCAUUACAUUUAUUGACUUUUAGAGAUUGUCACAUUCAAGUCCUUAAUUUGAAUGCAUGACCUCCUUUGAUUUCUAAUUAGCAUCAUUCAAGAUGAAGCCUACUGUAUGGUAACUAACAAGAACAAGAGAUUUAGCAUGAAACGAGAACAAAAUAUUUAGUUCUUAAAACCCACUGCAUCCAUAUUGUUUACAAUCCAUCCUAGCUAUUUUGCCUCUCUUGAGGUGGAGAGUCCUGCAUUGAAGCUUUAAUACUAAUUGAAGCUGUACACCACAACUCACUCCUCAGACAGCAAUGCCUUGCUGUAGCAGCACAGACUAUUGUGAGCAAUGGGCAAUUUGGUAAUCUCAGAAGAACAUUAGUAAGAACAGCAAAAGAUCAUUUGGCUAUGUAAGUCUGUGUGCCAUUUCAUAAUACCAUGACUGACCUCAGUCAAUACUUCUUCCUAAAAAUUUCAAUUAUUUUGCCUGUUUUGUAUUGAAUAGUGUAAAGCCAUGUCACUAAUAGUUAAGUUAUAAACUCUUCUAGAUCAUUGAAGAGAAUUGGUUACUUUGGCUUAUUUUGAAAUGGAUUAAUUCUUUGAAGUAUAACUGUGAAGUACAGGAACAGAAACUAGCUAGCAGCAGUAAAAACUGUCACAAAAAUGUUUAUGUAGACAUUGUACUGAUUUAACACAUAAUUAAAAGCAUCUAUGCAAUCA
This is a messenger RNA of Stegostoma tigrinum, 2622 nucleotides long. Its product is annotated as hexosaminidase D-like. Lineage: Eukaryota; Metazoa; Chordata; Chondrichthyes; Orectolobiformes; Stegostomatidae. The transcript is spliced from 13 exons. The record is from RefSeq and is a predicted model, not a curated record. Gene Ontology annotation, biological process: carbohydrate metabolic process. The coding region runs from base 433 to 1917 and encodes 494 amino acids. Gene Ontology annotation, molecular function: hexosaminidase activity.